Messenger RNA from Candidozyma haemuli, 1005 nucleotides. It is a transcript of the gene BTS1, whose product is annotated as farnesyltranstransferase. Lineage: Eukaryota; Fungi; Ascomycota; Pichiomycetes; Serinales; Metschnikowiaceae. The record is from RefSeq and is a predicted model, not a curated record. Gene Ontology annotation, biological process: isoprenoid biosynthetic process. Gene Ontology annotation, molecular function: prenyltransferase activity. The transcript has a single exon. Bases 1 to 1005 code for a protein of 334 amino acids.
AUGGAUCCUAUUCCAACCGUGUUAACGGAGCCGUACUCGUACAUAUCCAGUAUUCCUGGGAACAACCAGAAUAUGAGGUACCGCUUUAUCGUGGCCUUCAACGAGAUGUUCUUUAAGAUCCAGGAUAAAGCUGUGCUUGAAGAGAUCGGGACGAUUAUUUCGAUCUUUCACGAUCUGUCGUUGUUGAUUGACGAUAUUGAGGAUGCAUCCGAGAAGAGACGAGGCCAGGAGAGUGCCCAUAUCAAGUACGGUACUCCACUAACCAUCAAUUGUGGUAACCUUAUGUACUUUGAAGCGCUUAGGAGGGCCACCAACGUGCUUCCAGAGCUAAGAAAGCAUCCUUCUGUCAGUGUGAGUGAACUCCAGACUCGAACUAAUAGCAUUCUUGUGGAUGAAAUGUUGAACUUGCAUCAUGGCCAGGGCCUUGACAUCUUCUGGCGGGAUACCCUUUUACGCCAGUGGCAUCAUGGGGAAGCCGAGCUUCCAUCACUUCAGGAGUAUUUGCUUAUGGUGAUGAACAAAACUGGCGGUUUGUUCAGGCUUUCAGUGAGACUAUUGGCGCUCUUUACUGAUGAUUGCACUGUUGAGAUCGAGAAGUUGGUGACGUUUUCCAAUUUGCUCGGCAUCAUCUACCAGGUUCGUGACGACUAUUUGAAUUUGGUGGAUGACAGGUACCAAGAGAUGAAGGGUAUUCGUGGAGAGGAUUUGGCAGAGGGCAAGAUCUCCUUGCCUAUACUAUACGCAUUGAAGGAGGUUCCUCCUGGCUCGCCUAUCCAUGAUCUAUUCUUUGGCUACAACCUGGUAAAGCAGAGACUUCAGGUGCCUGCAAAGUUGGAGGAAACCGUCUUGUACAUGCAGCAAGCGACCCAAUCCUUGAAGGUAACCUAUAAGCUUCUCCAGGAGUAUGUGGCUAAGGCGCAGGCAUUUUUGGUCGGUGAAGGUGGUGCUGAAGAUUCUCUACUCAUGAAGGUGAUCACGCAUUUGGGCGAAGUCCCAGAAGUAUGA